Gekko japonicus is the source of this 2751-nucleotide messenger RNA. It is a transcript of the gene EXOC2, whose product is annotated as exocyst complex component 2. Lineage: Eukaryota; Metazoa; Chordata; Lepidosauria; Squamata; Gekkonidae. Gene Ontology annotation, cellular component: exocyst. The transcript is spliced from 26 exons. The annotation marks the transcript as partial. The record is from RefSeq and is a predicted model, not a curated record. Gene Ontology annotation, biological process: Golgi to plasma membrane transport; exocytosis.
UCUAGGUGUGUGACCUCUUUGGAGGAGAAUGCCAAAGUGGGAUAUCCUCGCCUGAGCCGCUUCAUCGGUGACUUUAUUGGCUGGCUACCUUCCAGAGUGAAUAUAUCGUGCCUGGUUGCCUUCUUCCUUAGAGUGGCAGAUUCGGGUUACAGAAGAUCUGAUCUCGAAUGCAAGAAGAAAGCUAUUAUGUCUCAUACACGCAAGCCCCCCCUCGUGACGGGUAUUUCUCCCAAUGAAGGUAUUGCAUGGACCAAGGUCACAAUUCGCGGAGAGAAUUUGGGAACAGGCACAGCAGAUCUUAUAGGCUUGACAAUCUGCGGUCAUAGUUGUAUUCUCACUGCUGAAUGGAUGUCCGCCAGCAAAAUCGUGUGUCGAGUCGGUCAAGCUAAAAACGAGAAAGGAGACAUCAUUGUCACAACCAGGUCUGGAGGCAGAGGGACUUCGACUGUCUCCUUCAAACUUCUGAAACCAGAAAAAAUUGGUAUCUUGGAUCAGUCUGCUGUCUGGGUCGAAGAGAUGAACUAUUAUGACAUGCGCCCUGACAGGAACAAAGGGAUGCCCCCUUUGUCUCUCCGUCCGGCUAAUCCUCUCGGCAUUGAGAUAGACAAGGGAAGGUUUCCUCCAAAGGAACUGGAAGCUCUGUUUCCUGGCAUGAGUGCCGAUUUUACCAGUGAAAAUUUUUCUGCCGCCUGGUAUUUGAUAGAGAACCAUUCUGCAACCAGUUUUGAUCAGCUCAAAAUGGCAGUAAUGCAUCUGAAGAAACAAGCCAACAAGAAAAAUGAGGGAAGUCUGGCUUACGUCAAAGGGGGUCUCAGUACCUUUUUUGAAGCCCAGGAUGCCCUGUCAGCAAUCCAUCAAAAGCUGGAAGCAGACGGGACAGAGAAAGUGGAAGGAUCCAUGACGCAAAAGCUAGAGAAUGUUCUGAACAGAGCAAGUAAUACAGCAGACACACUAUUCCAGGAAGUGUUAGGUCGCAAAGACAAAGCCGACUCAACAAGAAAUGCCCUCAACGUUCUCCAGCGCUUCAAAUUUCUUUUCAAUCUCCCACUGAAUAUUGAAAGAAAUAUUCAAAAGGGUGAUUAUGAUGUUGUCAUUAAUGACUAUGAAAAAGCGAAGUCAUUGUUCGGGAAGACUGAAGUUCAGGUGUUUAAAAAAUAUUAUGCAGAAGUUGAAACUCGAGUCGAAGCGUUGAGGAAGCUACUUCUGGAUAAACUGCUUGAAACACCAUCAACUUUACAUGACCAAAAACGCUAUAUAAGAUAUCUUUCUGAUCUCCAUGCAGAAGGGGACCCGGCCUGGCAGUGUAUUGGUGCCCAGCAUAAAUGGAUCCUGCAGCUUAUGCACAACUGCAAAGAGAGCUAUGUGAAAGAACAGAAAGGCCACGUGUUAGCACACAGCCCAAUGUUGGAUCUGGACACUGAAGUACGCCCAUCGUCACUCGGUCAUCUCAGUCGGAGUGCUUCUCUGAAAAGAGGCAGCAGUAAUCAGUCCAGCCGGGAUGAAACUUGGCGAUUUAAAGCGCCUCAGCAAGUGGCCUUUGUUGAAAAACUAACCAAGCUCGUCGUGAGCCAGCUCCCCAACUUCUGGAAACUCUGGAUCUCUUACGUGAACGGGAGCCUCUUCAGUGAGACUGCAGAAAAAUCUGGUCAAAUGGAACGAUCCAAGAAGAAUGCUAGACAAAGACAAAAUGAUUUCAAGACUAUGAUUCAGCAAGUGAUGAAGUCUCUGGUCAAAUUGAUCCGUGGGGCUUUACUUCCAUUCAGCCUUGGAGAAAAUGAACUGAGAGAGUACGGGGGCUGGGAGACGAAAUCUGAACUGUCUGGACAGUGGUUGCCUCAUGUCAUACAGACAGUUAGGCUCUGUUAUGAAUCUCUUACCGCGCUUGAAAUACCGAAUGACAUGCUUCAGAUCAUUCAGGAUCUCAUUUUUGAUCUCAGAGUUCGCUGUAUAAUGAUUACUUUACAGCACACCACUGAAGAUGCAAAGAGAUUGGCUGAGAAGGAGGACUGGGUUGUAGAUAAUGAAGGCUUGACCUGUCUGCCAUCCCAGUUUGAACAGUGUGUCAUGCAUUCUUUGCAGUCACUCAAGGGUGUCCUUGAUUCCAGGCCUGGGGAGACCAGCCAUGGGGGGCAGGGCACCCAGGAGCCAGCAGGGCCCCUGGGAGCCGCUGCAUCAACUGCACAGGUUUUCAUUGAUUGUCUGGAACAACUGAGUACCAAGCCCGACAGUGAUGUCGAUACUACACAUCUUUCAGCUGAUGUUUCAUCACCGGAUUUAUUUGGAAGUAUCCAUGAAGACUCCAGCUUGUCAUUAGAACGGAGGCUUUUAAUUGUGCUUAGUAACUGCUGCUAUCUGGAACGUCACACCUUCCUAAACUUAGCUGAGCACUUUGAAAAACAUGGUUUCCAAGGAGUUGAGAAGAUCACUCAAGUCAGCAUGGACUCCUUAAAGGAGCUUGACCAACGACUGUUUGAAAUGUACAUUGAACUGAAAGCUGACCCUAUCGUCGGCUCGUUGGAACCCGGCAUUUAUGCCGGUUAUUUUGACUGGAAAGACUGCCUUACUCCGACAGGUGUCAGAAACUAUUUGAAGGAAGCCCUGGUACAUAUCAUUGCCGUACAUGCUGAGGUAUUCACGGUCUCAAAAGAACUGGUUCCCAGGGUGCUCUCUAGGAUCGUCGAAGCAGUCGCUGAAGAGCUGAGCAGGCUGAUGCAGUGCGUCUCGUCCUUCAGCAGAAAUGGAGCUUUGCAG